AUUUAUAAAAAAAAGAAACUUGAUUAAAAGUCAUCGGCUAGAAAUCAGUGGACGGGCGUAAUUCAAACGUAUCUGCCACAUGGUGAUGAAGGCAGUGCUGGUCGUACUUUCAGUUUUGGCCGUGUCCGCUUGGGCUGGCCAGGCUUGCACCCGCGAAGGGGAAAAGACACCUGUCCCGGGCAGGUGUUCUUACUACACCUUCUGCGAAAACGGGACGACGACACUGCAGAAGUGCGGUUUCGGGAAAAAGUUCAGCAACGAGACCCUGAACUGCGAAUGGUUCUGGAAAGUCAACUGCAAAGACUGGGCGUCGGAAUGCGAGGACGGAUUGCUCUACAACCACCCGACCAGUUGCCGGGCCUAUUAUUCCUGCUAUGGCAAUCGGCUCAGAGUCGAAUACUGCCCGUUCCUGUACUCUUUCAACGGGGAAGAAUGCCAGUUUUUAGCUUCAUGCCCGAAGGGUGAUGAAUGCGUGGGAGAAGAAAUCAGAGCGGCAGAUUGUAAUAGUUAUGACGUGUGUGUAAAAGGCAAAUGGGUUCGAAAAAGCUGCGGGUUCCAAAGGACCUUCGAUUUUGUUGCAAAGAAAUGCGUUUUUGGAAGCUGUUCAAAAUGCGAUCCUGGAUUGAAGCAGACUGUCGAUGGGAGCUGUCAUAAGUACAAGGAAUGCGAUGGUAACGAGUUCGUCGAGAAGACCUGUGGCCUGGCAAAGAUAUUCAAUUCGGCGACAGGCUCGUGCGACUGGUUUUUUAACGUGUACUGCCACCCUGCGAACAACCAGUGCUCUGGAAAUUAUUCUCUUUGCGCCGAUCCCACUUGCAAAUCAUACCACGUCUGCGAAAACGGCAAACUGAAGACUACGAGCUGCGGGUUUCUGGAGAAGUACGACCAGAAAAAGGGCAGCUGCGUUCUGUUGGCCCUGUACGAAGACUACAGCGGUUACGGACAGCAAUGCCAAGAGGGCACCCUACAGCCUGAUUCGGAUUGUUCCAAGUUCCAGAAAUGUGUCAAAGGGAAAUGGCGUACCAUGAGUUGCCCCAAAUAUCAGGCUUUCGACGCUCACAUGAAAAUGUGUCUGUUCCAGGAUGAGGCGCAGUGCAGCGAGACAUCCUGCCUCGAAAAUCAUGUUUACGUUGAUAAAUCGGAUUGCUACAAAUACUAUAAGUGUAUCAACCACAAGAAAGUCUUGACGCCAUGCGGUGUGCUUCAAUAUUUCAAUCCAAAGACCAUGCAAUGCGUGGUGUACAAUCCGUUUUCACCGCCGGAAUGCGACAAAUUGCAGUGUCAGGAAGGCGUUAUGAGAGCAACAAGCGAUAAAUUCGUCUUCGAACAGUGCCAGAAUGGCGAAUGGUCCAAACGGGACUGCUUCACCGGUUUCGACUCAAAGACCGGCCCGAAGUGCAAGGACGGUGCGAGGAAGUCUGCGGAAAACGAGACGGAGUACUACGAGUGCGAGAACGGACUCUGGAGGCUCCAGCGAUGCCCUCCUGAAGCUGUACGUUUCGACGUGGAGUCCGGCAAAUGCGAGGCCAAGAGGGAGAAAAGAGAUGCCGGUUGCGCCAAGGGGACAAAAAU
This is a messenger RNA of Cimex lectularius (bed bug), 1572 nucleotides long. RefSeq lists its product as uncharacterized. Lineage: Eukaryota; Metazoa; Arthropoda; Insecta; Hemiptera; Cimicidae. Gene Ontology annotation, molecular function: chitin binding. The record is from RefSeq and is a predicted model, not a curated record. Gene Ontology annotation, cellular component: extracellular region.